Molecule: messenger RNA, 675 nt
Organism: Zasmidium cellare ATCC 36951
Lineage: Eukaryota; Fungi; Ascomycota; Dothideomycetes; Mycosphaerellales; Mycosphaerellaceae
Exons: 3
Coding region: 1-675 (224 amino acids)
Source: RefSeq, a predicted model, not a curated record
AUGAGCGCCCCAGAGAACAUCAAAGAUCGACAUCUACUAUGUUGGCGAGAAGCCUUUAUGGCGAAGCUUUACGAUAGUGGAACACCGUACGGCAGGGAGGAAUCCGACAAGCUUCUGCAACGCUACGACGCAAUAACAGAUGCUCCUUGCGUUAACUUCUCAGACGAGCUACUUGCCGCCUACCCUGACGCAAAGGUCAUCUUGUCGAAACGAGAUCCAGAGAGAUGGCUAGAAUCAAUUCUGCGCUCGUACCAUGCAGUGAUUGAAUCUCGCGUUUUUCGAAUAGGCGCAGCCAUCGAUCCUGCGCUCAGCAUCCUCGACGAAGUCUUCCGCCUCGUCCUCAUCGACUGGACAGGUGGCGAUUGGCGCAAUCGGCAAAAGCUCCUGGAAGCAUAUCAUCGCCACAAUGAGCAUAUUCGCCAGAUCGUGCCAAAGGAGAAUCUGCUGGAAUGGGAGCCGAGAGAUGGUUGGGGCCCCCUGUGUGAGUUUCUCGGGAAGGAUGUACCUGACGAGCCUUUUCCGUAUGCGAAUAAGGGAGACGAUGUUGCGAAUGGCGUGAUCAAGGCGGCGAGGUAUAGGAUUGCGAAGUGGGUGUUGGGGAAGUUGAUUUUGCCUGGUCUGAGUUUGGGAGUAGUUUUGGGCGGAUGGGUGGUUUACAGGAGGAUUUGGGCAUGA